AUGAAUGGUGAUCUCUACAUCGCUGACGCCUACAUGGAGCUGCUCGUUGUCGGGGCUGAAGGCGGCUUGGCCACCCGGGUGGUGACUCAAGCACAAGGAGUUCCAUUUGCAUUUCCCAACGGUUUAGACAUCAAUGAUGAGAAUGGAUUAGUCUAUUUUACUGAUAGCAGUUCUCGUUAUCAAAUGAGAAACUACCUUUCCGUUAGAUUAAGUGGAGACACAACCGGAAGAUUAAUGAGUUAUGAUCCUCAAAGCAAGCAAGUAGAUGUUUUACUUAAAAAUCUCUCAUUCCCAAAAGGGGUGGCACUAAGCCAAAAUGGAGAUUUCCUUUUGAUUGCAGAGACCACGUCUUGCAGGAUCAUGAGGUAUUGGCCAAGAACUCCCGAGGCUGGGACUUUUGAAGUCUUUGCACAAUUGCCAGGAUUUUCAGACAACAUAAAGAGGAGUCCAAGACGAGGAAUUCACUCAAAAAGAAAAAAGAGAGGCGGCUAUCCGGCCGCAACGGACAUGAAUGGCUUCCAUGAUUUCAUCAAGAAGUCGCUGCACGUUGAGGUCACGAAGGCGCAGUUAUCCAACAAAGUCCGGAGGUUAAAGAAGAAGUACUCAAACAACGCGGCAAGGAAGAAAUACAACCCUACGAAGCCGCAUGAGCAGAACGUCUUCGAGCUCUCGAAGAUCUGGGGCGGCGGCGGCAGCCGUGCCAGCGUCUCUUCGCCGAAGUCGAACGGCGCUGCAAAGAGUAACGGAAAGGCUACCCUGGCUUCACCUGCAGCUCCGAAAGAAGGUUCUAGAAAGAGUGAGAUUGGUGGGAAAUCGAGCGUUUCAGUGCGUUCGAGUGAGAUGAUUAGAUUUGGUAUGAGGAGCUUACCAGAUGAAUCAUUAGAUUUGGUUGUGAUGAAGGGACUCGAUUUGCUUCCGGAUGCGAAGAAAGCCGAGUUGGACGCCAUGUGGAAAAAGCUUCACAUUGAUGAACUGGAGCUUUUUGUAGAGAAGAAUCAGUUGAUGAACGAACAAGUCAAGUUGGUCCUCGAGAAGCUCAAGUCUUCUGAUCAUUAGUGGGUAUUGGUGUGGUAUGCUUUGUAACUUAUAAUGGCUUUUCGGUUUCAUUUUGCCUUUCAAAAGCGGAGGUUUUUGCUUAUUAACUUUGUUAUGUUCAGUGUUUAUUGCUAAAUUUGAAACACCUUGACUUUCAAAAGCGGAGGUUUUUGCUUA
Morus notabilis is the source of this 1212-nucleotide messenger RNA. Its product is annotated as probable transcription factor At1g11510. The record is from RefSeq and is a predicted model, not a curated record. Gene Ontology annotation, biological process: biosynthetic process; regulation of DNA-templated transcription. Lineage: Eukaryota; Viridiplantae; Streptophyta; Magnoliopsida; Rosales; Moraceae. The transcript is spliced from 3 exons. Gene Ontology annotation, molecular function: strictosidine synthase activity. Bases 1 to 1056 code for a protein of 351 amino acids.